Brassica napus (rape) is the source of this 2413-nucleotide messenger RNA. Its product is annotated as phospholipase A1-IIgamma. Bases 279 to 1580 code for a protein of 433 amino acids. The record is from RefSeq and is a predicted model, not a curated record. Lineage: Eukaryota; Viridiplantae; Streptophyta; Magnoliopsida; Brassicales; Brassicaceae. The transcript is spliced from 4 exons. Gene Ontology annotation, biological process: lipid metabolic process. Gene Ontology annotation, molecular function: glycerophospholipid phospholipase A1 activity.
UUUGUAUGGAGAUAUCUUAUUUAAGCUGUUGCUUUCCUUAAACGUUAAAAGAAUUUCGUUUAGAUAAAUUAAGAAACUGAAAUUUUCUGUCUAUCAAAGAAAAUGUAUUAUAUUGAAGUCUCGACAAGGAUUGCAACACGCCUCGAUUACGCGAACAAAUAUCUAUAUCCACCAAAACCAUAUUGUAUCUCCAAAGUUUCCAACAUAAUAUAUCUUCUUCGAUCCAGAGAGCUUCUCUCAGCCUAAAGUAGAGAGGAAACAUUAAACAUCUGAAUACUAUGGGCGAAGAAGACAAGAAAGUGACGAAGUGUUUCAGCUUCAAGAGAACAAAGAAGAAGAAGAAAGAAGAGGAGAAAUUGAUAGUAUCUACAGAAAUUGCAAAGAGAUGGAGAGAUCUGAGCGGUCAAAACCAUUGGAAUGGGAUGCUACAGCCGUUGGAUCAAGAUCUCCGGGAGUAUGUCAUACAUUAUGGAGAGAUGGCUCAGGCUGGUUAUGAUACUUUCAACAUAAAUACUGAAUCUAAAUUCGCCGGCGCCAGCAUUUACUCCAGAAAAGAUUUCUUUGCCAAGGUUGGUUUAGAGAAAGCGCAUCCGUAUACUAAGUACAAAGUGACCAGGUUUCUAUACGCAACAUCCCAGAUCCACGUGCCUGAGUCAUUCCUAUUGUUCCCGUUGUCACGUGAGGGAUGGACAAAGGAAUCGAACUGGAUGGGUUACGUAGCGGUGACAGACAACCAAGGCACUGCGGUUCUUGGCCGAAGAGAUAUAGUCGUCGCUUGGAGAGGUUCAGUGCAACCACUUGAAUGGGUCAAUGACUUCGAAUUCGGUUUAGUGAACGCCAAAAAUAUCUUCGGUGAGAAAAAUGAUCAAGUACAAAUCCAUCAAGGUUGGUACUCAAUCUACAUGUCUGAGGACGAACGAUCACCUUUUAAUAAGGCUAAUGCGCGUGAUCAGGUAUUGCGAGAGAUUGGGAGAUUGUUGGAGAAGUAUAAGGACGAAGAAGUUAGUAUAAGUAUCUGUGGUCAUAGUCUUGGAGCUGCACUCGCCACGCUCAAUGCCACGGAUAUAGUGGCUAAUGGUUAUAACCGACCAAAGAGCCGUCCUGACAAAUCUUGUCCAGUUACGGCCUUUGUCUUUGCUAGUCCUCGUGUUGGAGAUUCUGAUUACAGGAAACUCUUCUCCGGAUUGGAAGAUCUCCGAGUAUUACGGGUAAAGAAUCUACCGGACAUAGUUCCGAUCUAUCCACCAUUAGGCUACGCCGAAGUCGGAGAAGAGCUUUCAAUAGACACAAGAAAGUCGCAAUACAUGAAAUCUCCAGGAAACUUCGCGACGUUUCACUGCCUAGAAUCUUACUUGCAUGGCGUUGCGGGGACUCAAGGAACGAGCAAAAAUGACAUAUUCAGACUUGAUGUGAAAAGAGACAUUGGACUGGUCAACAAAUCAGUCGACGGGCUAACAGACGAAUGUAUGGUCCCAGGAAAUUGGAGGGUUCUUAAAAACAAAGGUAUGGUCCAGCAAGACGAUGGCUCUUGGGUUUUAUUGGACCAUGAGAUCGAUGAUAAUGAAGAUUUUGAAUUCUGAUUUAUUCAUUUGUUAUUUAUUUCUUUUUGGAUUUUUUUUUUUUUUUUUUACUAAAAUUUGGGAUGUUGAUGAGUGGAAAAAACUAUAUAUGUAUUUCAUCUUUUAAAUUUGUAUUUUUUUUGUUUGAAGACUUCGUAUGUAUAUAGCUCGAUGAUCAAAUCGCGUCAUAUAAUCAAACCGUCUACGACUAAAGCAAUAAUCAACGAUCCGUAACUUGUAAACCUAAAUAAGUUAAACAUGUUGGGUAGCAAUUAAUUGUCAGAGACUCAGAGUCACUCUAAAUUAAUUAUAUAAAAGAAGUACAGUUUUGAAAAGUUCUCUGUCAACUUGCACACCAUGUGUAGUCUCACACCGUCACACGUCCUGAAUUAAAUGAUAUAGAGAGAGGGGGCGAAGAUGCCAGAGAACAAAAUAGUUGACACAACUAGGUUUUAGGAUAUGUUUUUAUUUAUUACUAGGUCGUUAUUGAUUGAAAUAGUCAGGAUUAUCGUCGUGAUAUGUUUACCAAGUAAGCUUAUUAUACAUAUCAAUCUUUACUCGUCAACAUUGUAUAUCUUUCCAUAUACUUUUUUCUUCAGGAAAUUGAAGGUCUCAAUACUUCAAAGUACAUAUCUAUCAACGCAGAACCCUACAAAGAGUAAUAAAAAACCCCAUGACUGGUUCUUGAGAUUUUAAGGGUUGCGAAUCAUUUUUUUUCUUAAAUUAAUAAAAAAUUUUUUUAACAAUUUGGAGGCGAUGUAGCUUAUUCAUAUCAACUCUUUAAAAAUUGUGAACAAAGCUGAUAUUUAAUUUGGAUAUGCUCAAUACCAACCAUAUGUAGCCAGAUUAUGUUA